AUGACGGGGGGUAAAGAUGGGGAAUCGUCGAAGAAAUCAAAGGGGAAAGGUAAAGCUCCAAUGGUGAUCGACUACUCCGACGAAGAAAUGGAGGAAGCGGAGGCACAUGAUUUGGGUGCCACUAAGGAGCCCGCCUUCAGCCAACCACGAGAUCAGAUACAGCAGCAUUCAGAGUUGCCGGUAUUAGACCCUACUACGCUUUGGUUUGAUGAUAACAAGGUGAGGAGUGCGGUCUCUGGUACGCUAGCUAGAUACUAUCGAGACCCUUGGAGGAAUUUUGGAGAGAAACAAUACACAUGGGCACCUCAAUUGAACGAGCAUGUGAAGAUCACUUUUGAAAGGAAGUUUGCAACUCGCCUACGUGACAUGUUCCACACAGUCACACACAAGAUGAAUGGCGCCAAGCCAGGCUGGCUCAAUAAGGAAGUCCACAAGAAGAUGAUGGACAUUGUUGCCACAGAUCCGACGUAUAAGAAGCGGUUGGCCCAAAAUCGGAAGAACAGAAGGGGCGGUUCGAUGGAAAAUGCGGUUGAACCAACCCAUUAUCAGGGUUCUAUGUCAGCUAUCCAACAUGCAAAAAGGAUGGCGGAGAAGAAUCAAGGCCAGUUACCAACAGCUCCUGAGCUUUUUCUGAAGACGCACUUCAAGGAUGUGCCUGGGAAAGGCACAGUGCCAGCCAACACCAAAGCAAAGCAAAUUGCGGAGGCCUACCAGAAGAAAAUUGAAGAAACAAGCACUCAAGGGAUUCGGAAGAGUCCGAAUGAGUUGUACUUCGAAACUGUGGGUGGUCGCAACAAGAAGGGUCGUGUGAAGGGACUUGGCCAAAGUGCACAACUCUACUAUGGCAACAAGAUGGGUUGA
Chenopodium quinoa (quinoa) is the source of this 861-nucleotide messenger RNA. RefSeq lists its product as uncharacterized. NCBI's taxonomy places the organism in Eukaryota, Viridiplantae, Streptophyta, Magnoliopsida, Caryophyllales, Amaranthaceae. The coding region runs from base 1 to 861 and encodes 286 amino acids. The transcript is spliced from 5 exons. The record is from RefSeq and is a predicted model, not a curated record.